Molecule: messenger RNA, 2750 nt
Organism: Marasmius oreades (fairy-ring Marasmius)
Lineage: Eukaryota; Fungi; Basidiomycota; Agaricomycetes; Agaricales; Marasmiaceae
Exons: 8
Coding region: 69-2420 (783 amino acids)
Biological process (GO): DNA replication initiation
Cellular component (GO): nucleolus
Molecular function (GO): chromatin binding
Source: RefSeq, a predicted model, not a curated record
GACUUAAUUUUAAUCUUCUAAUUUUCUUGCCAUGACCUAACGCUCUCGCGUUCCAAACGGUGUUACUAAUGGUAAAACGACCUGGGCACUUUCCUCAGGGUAGUAGGAAAAAGGCAAAGCUAAGGACCAGUAGUACGCAAUCCGCUAAACCUCACAAACGGAACGACAAAGGCAAAGGGAAGGAACGAGCAGCGGAUAGGGAUACUAUCCCUAUUCCAGUUGACAACGAUGAAUAUGACGAGAAGGACGAAGCCAUUCUCUCUGAUCAGGACUUAGACGUUCUUGAACAAUAUGGAACCGCGGCUGGUUUCCUUGGUCACCUUGACCGCAAAGGACUUUCUAGGAGUAAAAAAGAAACACGUAGACUUCAUCAACUCAAUAAGCCUAUUAAGAAAGCACUCGUCGACGAUGAUUUACCUUCCAUCGAGUCUCACGACGAAGAUGACGGAGAUUGGAGUUCAGACAUUGGUUCAGAUGGGCAGGACAAAGAAGAUGACCACUAUCUUUAUCCUGGAGGCUCGGAUUCAGACGCCGAAAUGCCUUACGAACUCGCCCUUCGUGAAGUUCGCACCGAACCCAGGCAACAGGAAAACCGCGGUAUUCAACGGUUGCCUAUCAAACUUGCUGAUGGGACUAUCCAAAACACCGGCUGGAGAGCAGCACAAAAAAGAUGCGAAGACGAGGAAGAUGAGGAAGACGAAGAGGGGGAAGAAAAUGUCGAAGACCUUGCUCCUCCGAGAGACACCGUUGCAACGGGUGCCAGGUUUGGUCGCCCUGCAGUUAUUGAUGUUAUUAGUACCAAAUCCAGAAAGUUGCGAAUCCAAGGAGCUAAAGAACAAAUUGCCAGUAUAUGUCAGGAUAUUAUGGCUGAACCUGAGAAUUCAAUUGGCCUUCUCAAACGCCUUCACACUUUCUCUCUUCCCUCAAUCUCCUCCCCUACUCACCCAGAUCCCUUACCCAACGACACAAUCAUCCGAAAACUCUCCGUUCUCUCCCAGUUGGCUGUCUUCAAAGAUAUUGUACCCGGAUACCGAAUCCGUGCGUUAACGGAAAAAGAAAAGACUGAAAAGGUUAGUCAGCUUGUAGCUCAAACUCGAGAAUGGGAACAGGGACUGGUAGGAGCGUAUCAGGCGUAUUUGAGAUUGUUGGAAGGGGAGCUGAAAGCUCACUCAGACCUUGCCGAAAGCGCUCUCAAAUGCAUAUGCACACUCCUCACUGAACUCACCCAUUUCAAUUUCCGAGUUAAUCUCAUGAGCUGCGUCGUGGCUCAGUUGAGUAAAAGGACUAGGAACGAGUCGUUCGACCUUUGCCUCACCUCUCUCAUUCGUGUUUUCCGAGCCGACACUACCGGUGCCGCCUCUCUUGAGGUUGUCCGAUUACUCAACCGCAUGAUCAAAGAAAAACGAUACAACGUCCAUCCCGCGGCUAUUUCAUGCCUUUUACAUCUACGUCUCAAGACCGAGCUGGGAGGUGUGAGGUCUUCUAGCUCCAAAGCCAGCAAAGAACAGGCAAACGACAACAAGAAAAGCCGGGAUAAGAAGAUGAGGGGCAAGAAAGAUGAGGUUCAUUUGAGCAAGAAAGCGGUGAAGGCGCUCAAGGAACGAAAGGAGAUUGAAAAAGAGUUCAAGGAAGCAGAGGUCGAAGUUGAUAAAGAAGAACGUGCCAAUACUCACACGGAAACCCUCAAACUAGUCUUCGUCCUUUAUUUCUCCAUCCUUAAAAACCCUGGGUCCAAACGUCUCUUACCGGCAGCGUUGGAGGGCAUAUCCAAAUUCGCACAUUUGGUCAAUAUCGACUUUUUUAUGGAUUUGAUGAAGGUGCUCAAGGAGUUGAUCGUUUCUGAAGACGUGGAGGAAGAUGACGGGCAGGGCGUGGAGGAGGCAGUAGAAAAGAAGUUGUUAUGUAUCGUUACUGCGUUCGACCUACUUUCUGGACAGGGUGAAGCUCUAACCGUCGACCUUACCGACUUUAUCACCCACUUGUAUGCGCUUAUACCAUCUCUUAUUGUUUCCUCCUCCACCUGCAUGCAAGACAGCCUUCUACGUGCUCUCAACCUCAUUUUUCUCCCGCGACACAACCACGCCAAGCCCCACCCCAGUUACAGGACCGCAGCGUUCUCCAAACGACUUUUAACAACAUCCGUUCAUCUUCCCUCCUCCAUGACCCUCAAGAUUCUAGAGUUUAUCCGUAAUCUGGUCGCCCGAGAUCCAAAUUUGCUUUCUUUACUCGGGGACGACGAAGACGGUGAUGGGGUAGCAGGAGGGAUGUACAAUGCCACGGUUGACGAUCCAGAGUUGGCUAAUGCAUUGGGUGGGAAAGGGGGAAGAUGGUAUGAGUUGUAUCUGCUGAGAGAGAGACAUUGGGAUACGAAGGUCAGGGAGGAGGCGGGGAGGGUGCUAGAGAUGGGUGGGGGGAAAUAGCACACACUACUGAUGCUGGACCAAAAAAAACAACCAGUUUACUCGGCUAGACGAAGGAAUCUCGUCACACGUCUCUUUCGUUUCCAUUUUUUUCUUUCUGAUCGAUAGUGCUUAAAACCUUGGCGGGUACUUUACGAUUGUGGUAUGGAUCAACAUUUUGUGAUCCAAUGGGCGUAUGGCGGGUUAGUUGCUAUGAGGUAUUGUGGGUAUACACCUCCCACUACGGUACGUGUAAGUGGCCGGGUAGAGUCCAUGAGGUGCCACCCCCUGCGCCGGCGUCCACAACGUAGACCGCCUGUACUGUGUCGGGUCCUUCGGUAUCCUACGGGG